Molecule: messenger RNA, 759 nt
Organism: Pieris rapae (cabbage white)
Lineage: Eukaryota; Metazoa; Arthropoda; Insecta; Lepidoptera; Pieridae
Product: beta-1,4-N-acetylgalactosaminyltransferase bre-4-like
Exons: 6
Coding region: 154-759 (201 amino acids)
Biological process (GO): carbohydrate metabolic process; glycosphingolipid biosynthetic process
Molecular function (GO): N-acetyl-beta-glucosaminyl-derivative 4-beta-N-acetylgalactosaminyltransferase activity
Source: RefSeq, a predicted model, not a curated record
AAUGUACUUGAACGUUUAUAUCCAACAGUGCUCAAAGGAGGUUAUUAUAGGCCUAGGGAUUGUCAGCCUAGGCAUAAGGUAGCCAUUUUAGUGCCUUACAGAGAUCGCGCUCUUCAUCUACGGAUAUUUUUAUAUAAUAUUCACCCGUUUUUAAUGAAACAAAAGCUGGAAUACAGAAUAUUUAUUAUAGAACAAGCAGGAAUAGAUAUAUUCAACAGAGGGCGACUCUUUAAUGCUGGCUUCAAAGAAGUCAUGAAGUUAGGCAAAUGGCAAUGCGUUAUUUUCCAUGAUGUUGACUUAUUACCUCUAGAUGAUAGAAUUCUGUACACGUGCCCCAUAUGGCCGAGGAACAUGUGCGGUACCAUUGUUGAAGAAAAAGACCCAACAUUCCGUACAUUGUAUGGUGGCGUAUCUGCUAUGGACGUAAAACAUUUUUCAAAAGUUAACGGUUAUUCCAACUCGUAUUGGGGCUGGGGUGGAGAAGAUGAUGAUAUUUAUAAAAGGCUGCAUGAGGCUGGUAUACCCGUAACGAAAUACGAUAAGCAAAUCGCGCUUUAUACAUCGCUACGACAUGUGAAGCAAGCGCCAAACAAAAACAGAUACAAACUUUUGAGAACAGCUCUAAAAAGAUCUAAAAGGGACGGAAUAUCUUCGUUGAAAUUCAAAGUCAUUUCAGUCACCCUUUUACAUCUGUAUACACAUUUAGUUAUCGAUAUAAAUCCAAACAAAGAAAUUGUACAGGAAAUAUAUUUUAAAUGA